AUGAAUAAACAGUGUUAUCAGUUACUACGGAACCUCAUCAUCACCCCCUAUACUGGUGACCACGACAGAGCCAUGGGAACACGGGAUAACCAGCCGCCGCCGACCGGCCAACCGCCAGCGGUUCCUGGAAACGCCGCCGCUAGUGAGGAGACAGCGCCCGCGCCCGCGACCGGCACAUCUAUGCCACCCGGCAGUAGUGAUGGGAGCGUGUCGAUAAACACGCACGAUGUGUUCAGAGUGGGAAUAAAAGUGCCUCCCUUUUGGCCAGAAGAGCCGGACAUUUGGUUUGCUCAGAUUGAGGGCCAAUUCGACCUACAGCGGAUUACGAGCGAUACUACAAAAUUCAAUUACGUAAUUAGCCAUCUAGACAACCAUCACUCCAGGGCCGUAAAGGAUAUAAUAAUAAAACCUCCUGCAAGCGGCAAAUAUGAAAAGCUCAAAGGUGAGCUCAUCAGAAGAUUAAGCGACUCGAAAGAAAAACGCAUCAAGCAACUGAUGAUGCACGAGGAGCUGGGCGAGCGGAAGCCGUCGGAGUUCCUGCGCCACCUCCAGGGACUGGCGGGCGUCAGCGUGGACGACGACUUCAUGAAGACUAUGUGGAUCGGCCGCCUGCCGCACGGAAUUCAAACAGUGCUAGCCGGGCAACCCAGUACAGCGACGCUCGAAGCCCUCGCCGACCUGGCGGAUCGGGUCAACGACCUGGCUUCAGCUUCGCCACGCGUGGCAGCCGUCGGCAAUGCAGUUCCCGGAUCGGUGAUCAGUGACCUCGCAAAAGAACUCGCGGAACUUCGGCGGGAGCUUCGGGAGUUGAAGACUGGACCUGGUCGAAGCUCCAGAUCCCGCACCUCAUCCGCGCAGGGCAGCCGCAACAGCUCCAGGCAACGCUCCGAAUCGAAUUAUAGAAAAUACCCAACUUGCUGGUAUCAUAGCAAAUUCGGAGAGAAAGCCAGCAGGUGCACCCGCCCAUGUGACUACUCUUCGGAAAACGCGAAGGGCGGUCGAUAA
This is a messenger RNA of Cydia amplana, 1005 nucleotides long. RefSeq lists its product as uncharacterized. Lineage: Eukaryota; Metazoa; Arthropoda; Insecta; Lepidoptera; Tortricidae. The record is from RefSeq and is a predicted model, not a curated record. The coding region runs from base 1 to 1005 and encodes 334 amino acids. The transcript has a single exon.